Messenger RNA from Didymodactylos carnosus, 2313 nucleotides. The record is from the annotation of a GenBank genome assembly. NCBI's taxonomy places the organism in Eukaryota, Metazoa, Rotifera, Eurotatoria, Philodinida, Philodinidae.
AUGACUUACAAGCAUGAUUGGUGGCUCAAAACUUGGCUUAUUGCGGCUCUGUGUUCCUUUACUGUUCAAUUUGAUCCAGAUACAUGUCAACAACCAAUUGGAUUGGAAAAUAAAAUAUUAAAUAGUGCAUUUAGUGCUAGUAGUAUAGCCAACAAGAAUACACAGCCACACUAUGCAAGAAUUCGUUCUGAAACAAACGGCUGGUGUCCAUCUCGUCUAAUAACAUCAGACACAUAUGAAUAUUUGGAGAUUAAUUUGAUAAAUUUAACGAUCAUAACUCUUUUGGAAAUCCAAGGUGGUGGUCAAUUGAUGAAUGAACAAUUUGCUGAUAAUUUUCGAUUAGAAUAUAAACGUCAUGAAAAUAUGACAUGGAUUAAAUAUAAGAGUUUUACUGGUCAAGAGAAAUUAAGUGGAAAUAUAAAUAGUUAUAUACCGGCUAUGCGAGAAAUUCUUCCAAUAAUUGUUGCACGAAAAAUACGAAUUAUACCAUUAACCGAUAUACCGAAAAAAGUUUGCAUUCGUUUAGAAUUGUAUGGUUGCCUAUCUACAGAUGAUUUAUUAUCAUAUUCUAUGCCCCAGGGAGACAAGAGAGGAUUUGAUGUGCUAUUUAUUGAUAAUACCUAUGAUGGUAAAAAUUCAAAUGGAACAUUAAUAGAUGGUUUGGGUCAGUUAACUGAUGGUGUAUUGGGUGCAGACAAUUAUUUAGCCGAUGGUGGAAUGGGAAAGCCUGGUUACGAUUGGAUUGGUUGGAAGAAAAGUCCAAAACGAAUAUCAUCCGUUGAUAUUAUAUUUAAUUUUGAUCAUCCGAGAAAUUUUUCAUUAAUAAAAUUUUAUACGAAUAAUAUGUUUUCGAAAGACAUUAGUCUAUUUAACAGUGUGAUAAUUGCUACAAGUUUAGAUGGUUUAAAAUUUGAACCGAAAUUAGUUUAUCGUUCAAUACGUCAAGAUCAUUCGAGUAUGAAAUCAAGAUUCGUCGAAGUACCAUUAAAAUUUUUAAUUGGGAAAAUUCUUAAAAUAACAUUAUCAUUCAAUAAAAAAUGGAUAUUGAUUAGUGAAGUAAAAUUUGAAUCUACAGUUAUUAUAUCAAAUACGAUUCGUCAUACAAGCACUGUUGGAAGUUUAUCGCCUGUUAUUGCUGAAGCUGAUGGUAAUUCAACAUGUAGUAUAUCGAACUCAGAUAUUAGACAAAAUAAUUCUCCUCAACAUACUCUUUUGAUUUCUACGACAACAUCAUCAAAUAAUACUUUAAAGGAUACAAUCCAUCAGACAUCAACAAAUCCAUACUUGACCGCAAUAACUGAUUAUGAAAACGAUAACAUGAUUACAAAUCCAUAUGCUUCCAUUGAUGUGUGUCCAAACAAUAAAGAAACAGUAGAUGAAGCAACAAAUAUUCAAGGACCAUGUGGAAAUUCUACAUAUGAAAUGAAAUUAGAUGCUAGAACCAUACCAUCUCCAUUGCUAGUCAUCAAUGAUGAACAACUUAUUGUUGAAGAAAAAUUUGGACACGGUACUUUUGGAAUGAUAUUUCGUGGCUACGUUUUUCUCAGACAUCCGGAAGAUACAUUGAAAUCAGUUUUAAUAAAAUCUCUUAGUACCAAUGGUAAUGAUGAAGCAAAAAAAUGUUAUGAAAAAGAGUAUGAAAUAUUUGGUCAAAUAAAACAUAUAAAUAUUGCCAAUUUACUUUGUUAUACAACAAAAAAUAACUAUUUUGUCAUGGAACAUAGUGAUCUGGGUGAUCUUUAUACAUUUUUAUCUAUCUCAUCACAUGAGCAAAAAAGUGUAUCUAUGAACAUUCGUCUUUUAUUAACAAAUCAAAUAGCGGAUGCCAUGUGUUAUUUGGAAUCUAAAAAUAUUGCUCAUCGUGAUUUGAGUGCAAGAAAUUGUCUUAUCUAUCCAGAAUUUGAAUUAAAAAUAACAAAUUCAGCUAUGGCAUCACCUCAAUUCAAAUCACACUAUUAUCAAAUGAAAGACAAUUUAUAUCCGUUACGCUGGAUUUCACCAGAGUCUAUUGCAAAUACUCAAUUUACGUCUCAAUCUGAUGUAUGGGCAUUUGGUAUUUGUUUAUGGGAAAUAAUGACCGAUUGUAGCACCAUGCCAUAUUCAACAUUGUCAGAUGAAGAAGUGCUAUACUGGCUACUGACCAUGUCAAACUCACCGAUAAAAAAGAGUGGUCUACAAUUAUCAAGACCAAUAUGUAUGUCAAAAGAACUACUUGAUUUAAUGUCAGAAUGUUGGAGAGCUUACCAAGAUCGACCAACAUUUAAAGAAAUUCAUACAUUUUUAAAUAAACGAACAGAUGGAAUGGUGUUAUGA